Acanthosepion pharaonis is the source of this 456-nucleotide messenger RNA. The record is from the annotation of a GenBank genome assembly. NCBI's taxonomy places the organism in Eukaryota, Metazoa, Mollusca, Cephalopoda, Sepiida, Sepiidae.
AUGGUCGGUAAGUUGAUCUCCAUACAGUUUCAAACUUAUUCAAUAUUACUUUUCUUUCUUCUCCAGAGACUCUUCUUCAUUUUUACCACUUGUUUCUAUUCAUUUUAUCGUUUUUUUUUUGUCUUGCUUUCUUCUUCUUCUUCUUCUUCUUCUUCUUCUUCUUCUUCUUUCUUCUUCUUCUUCUUCUUCUUCGUCGUCGUCGCCCCAUCUCCAAUGAAGAACGAUCUUGAAUGCAUAAAUAUUUCUCUGUCGCUCGCUCUCUCUCUCUCUCCCUCUCUCUCUCUCUCUCUCUCUCUCUUACUCUCUCGCUAUGGAUUUACGCUUUUCAACCUUACAGUCGACCAUGACUUUUGUUUCACGCUGUCCAUAGACUGGUCAAAAUGUCUGUCAAGUCGCUCUCUGCCUUUCGUUCAUCUAUCAGAACUAAAAUUACCGCUUGUGGCAUGUCGCAGUUGA